Molecule: messenger RNA, 621 nt
Organism: Penaeus monodon (black tiger shrimp)
Lineage: Eukaryota; Metazoa; Arthropoda; Malacostraca; Decapoda; Penaeidae
Product: LIM domain-containing protein A-like
Exons: 1
Coding region: 1-621 (206 amino acids)
Source: RefSeq, a predicted model, not a curated record
AUGUACCAGUUAACAAUCUUCAACACUCAUCCCGACACAGCCACAGUCAUCUCGAACCGGAACAGAACCCCUAUUGUUGGGGAACUUCCUACCUGUCACAAGCACCACAGAAGCCCCCGACAGCGACCACACCCACAGCCCUCUGUCACCAUCACAUCACCAAAAUCACCAUCACACCCAUCACACAGCCAACACCAUCUCAUGACUGUCAUCACCAUCAACCGUCCUAAGAUUCACCACCAAGUUCUUAUUAACGGCCAUAAUCCCCACCAAAAUCACCACCACAACACGAACCAGUCACCACAGAAAUCACCACCACAACACGAACCAGUCACCACCACAACACGAACCAGUCACCACCCAAAUCACCACCACAACACGAACCAGUCACCACAACACGAACCAGUCACCACAGAAAUCACCACCACAACACGAACCAGUCACCACAGAAAUCACCACCACAACACGAACCAGUCACCACCACAACACGAACCAGUCACCACAGAAAUCACCACCACAACACGAACCAGUCACCACCACAACACGAACCAGUCACCACCCAAAUCACCACCAAUUCCCCCUCCCCACCAACGAUCAGACUCUCUCCGUCAAUCACAGUGA